Penaeus chinensis is the source of this 1515-nucleotide messenger RNA. RefSeq names its product protein RNA-directed DNA methylation 3-like. Bases 170 to 1276 code for a protein of 368 amino acids. The record is from RefSeq and is a predicted model, not a curated record. The transcript has 6 exons. NCBI's taxonomy places the organism in Eukaryota, Metazoa, Arthropoda, Malacostraca, Decapoda, Penaeidae.
GCGUUGGCACAAAGAACAAAGCUCCCAUAGUAACAGGCUACUACGCAUGAAGAGUCAGAGGAGGCAGGGGGAGAGACGAGGCACCUUUUCAGUCCGUGAGGCCAGCUCCUUGUGAUACGUCGUGGGACAACUUCUGGCGAAGAAGGUCGACGGUUGAGACUCGCUCAAGAUGUGUACCACGCCCAUGUGGUUGGCCCUACUACUCCUCGUGGGCGUGAAUAGAGCUGCCGUCGUGGGCGAGGAUGAAGGCUCGUGGGCGGCGUGUGAAGAGGCGGUCUGCCACGAAGUUCUCCGGCAGACAGAAGGCCUCCACAGACUCAAGCUCCUCAGGGGAUACAUCAUCCAGACAAUGCGUCUGAUGGACAAGCUCGUGACCAGCAUGGACGAGGAGCUGGUUCAGGCGGGCAAGGGAAUGGCGGACUUCAUUGGGCCCAAGUGCGAGGGUUCUCACGCUUUCCUCAGAGACAUCAUUGCGACGUCAACAGAUGCUGAUCGGAGAGCUGUCAACGAGAACUUCUCGUCGACGUCACAGCGAGAGAACCUGAUCGAAGAUGACAGCGACGACGAUCGGUGGACCACACAGACUUCCUCCGCAACAUUUAGAGACGAGGAUGACUCACGAGAAGACGACCUCGAGCAGUCUUCCAGCUUCAUCAGCAGCACCAGCACGAGCACGAGCACGAGCAGCAGCAGCGGUCGCGACUUCAGCUCCCAGAGCACAACAAACAAAGCCAAUGCCUAUGGUAAUGGCGGUAAAGACUUAGGCGGAGGGCCAUCCCACGGCUCUCCAAGACCGCCGUACGUGCCCCCGGAGACACCAGGCGCCACAGACUGGAGGGGAAGAGGCAGCACAGAGGGAGGUCGUCAUACCUGGUCAGGGGGGAACAGAGGUCAUCAUGGCGAGUCAGGCUGGAGAGAAGGUCAUCACAGGGCUGAGACCACCACGGGCAGGAAGUAUUAUACCAACGCUGGCGGAAGUACUGGGUCAGGCUGGGGCGGUGCCAACGAUAGAAAUAGAGGUACUGGGUCAGGCUGGGGCGGUGCCAGUUCAGGAAGCACAGGAUCAGGCUGGGGCGGUGCCAGUUCAGGAGGCACAGGAUCAGGCUGGGGCGGUGCCAAUUCAGGAGGCACAGGGUCAGGCUGGGGUGGUGCCAGCGGGGGAAAUGAGUGUAAAGGAAUACCGCCUGGCUCUCCGAACUGGGUGCCGGGACUGGACCAGUGGUGUGCUCAGAACUGCCGUGCUGGUUACUGCCCCGAAGCUCAGUGUGUGUGUUAAUGCCCUGAAUCUUCACGUCGCAACCAUCUUUGUAUUUUCUCUUUCCAUCUGAAUGUGUUAACAAUGGUAUUUCAGUGGCAUUUUUAACAUGAUUUCAGUUAUUUUUUUUCAUUUUCAUUAUUUGUGUUGUAUUAUGAUUUCCUUAAUUUUCGAAUAUUGUCACAAAAUUUGUGGCAGAGAAGCAACACUUCAACCUGUUUUUGUGGUCUUUGUAUGUAGAAUAAAAGAACACUCAUAAA